AUGUCUUCCGAUCGCAUGUCUUCCGGUCAACAGACGCUCGACAUUCUAUUCGAUAUGUCACAACUCCUCGGCACGCAACUUGACAAGGAAACGCUUGCAACAUGCGUCGGCAUGAUUGAGAGCGGCGUGAACCCCGAAGCACUGGCUGCCGUCAUCCUCGAACUCCGACGCGAAGCUCAGGCUCACCCGCCACCGAGUGCGACGAGCACCACAACCCCAACUGACGGUCGCGCCUCACGGCAGUCAGCCUCGCGCCCGCCGACGCGGACUGGCUCUCGCCGUUAG
This is a messenger RNA of Peniophora sp. CBMAI 1063, 285 nucleotides long. Lineage: Eukaryota; Fungi; Basidiomycota; Agaricomycetes; Russulales; Peniophoraceae. The record is from the annotation of a GenBank genome assembly.